This is a messenger RNA of Clonostachys solani, 723 nucleotides long. The record is from the annotation of a GenBank genome assembly. NCBI's taxonomy places the organism in Eukaryota, Fungi, Ascomycota, Sordariomycetes, Hypocreales, Bionectriaceae.
AUGGUUAUCGCGUCUUCGUCGACGCAGCCAAUGAAUACAUCAUUAUUGUCGCAGAGGGUGUUGACUGUGACGCACAAUGUGAUAACCGGGAACCCAGUAACCUUUGUGCAGAAGUUCCAGACGUCCCGGGCCAAUUACAACUUCUUCAUCUAUAACAUCCACUUUCACGACUUCUUCACCUACGACUCCUUCACCUACGACUUCUUCCUCUACAGCAUCUUCAUAUACAACUUCUUCAUCUACAGCGUCUUCAUCUACAGCUUCCCCACCUACAACUUCUUCAUCUACGACUCCUUCACCUAUGACUCCUUCACCUAUAACUCCUUCACCUACGACUUCCCCACCUACUUCCUCAUCUACAACUUCUUCACCUACAGCGUCCCCACCUAUAGCUUCCUCAUCUACAACUUCCUCAUCUACAACUUCUCCACCUACAACUUCUCUACCUAUAACUUCUCUACCUAUAACUUCUCUAUCUACAACUUCUCCACCUACAACUUCCCCAUCUACUGCUUCCACCACUUCUUCAUCUAUAACCUCUGCAUCCACGACUUCUUCACCUUCGACUUCUUUAUCUGCAGCGUCUUCACCUACAACUUCUUCACCUACAGCUUCUUCAUUUACAACUUCCACCACUUCUACAUCUAUCACCUCACCCAUAACCACUUCGCGUUGUGUAGCAACAUCCGCAACGAUAAGCACGGUAUUGUCAUCCUCAAUUGA